Chrysochloris asiatica (Cape golden mole) is the source of this 243-nucleotide messenger RNA. Its product is annotated as cytochrome c oxidase subunit 7A1, mitochondrial-like. The record is from RefSeq and is a predicted model, not a curated record. Bases 1 to 243 code for a protein of 80 amino acids. The transcript is spliced from 4 exons. Gene Ontology annotation, biological process: mitochondrial respirasome assembly; mitochondrial electron transport, cytochrome c to oxygen; regulation of oxidative phosphorylation. NCBI's taxonomy places the organism in Eukaryota, Metazoa, Chordata, Mammalia, Afrosoricida, Chrysochloridae.
AUGAGGGUCCUGCGGGUUUCCCAGGCGCUGAUUCGCUCCUUUAGCUCCACAGCCAGGAACCGCAUGGAGAACCGAGUCGCGGAAAAACAGAAACUGUUCCAGGCAGACAAUGACCUUCCGGUGCAUUUGAAAGGCGGGGGAAUGGACGGCAUCCUAUACCGCCUGACUAUGGCUCUGUGCUUAGGGGGCACCGUCUACAGCCUGUACUGCCUGGGCUGGGCCUCCUACCCCCACAAGAAGUGA